AUGAAGUUCUUGGCUUCCACCACUCUCCUCCUCGCAACCCCGUUGCUCGCCUCGGCCGCUUCUCUUCCCAAGUUCUUCGACCCGACUCAGGCUACGCUCCGUGUCAAUACCGAUGACAAGCCCAAGGUCCCUGGCGAUAAUCCUUUGAACUACUGCAAAUCCCCAUCGGACUACGUUCUGCAGAUCGACAACGUUGACUUGGACCCCAACCCCCCGGCUGCCGGUCAGAAGCUUCUUAUCACCGCUAGCGGUACUUUCAAUCAGAGGAUCGAGAAGGGCGCUUAUGCGAAUCUUGAGGUCAAAUAUGGUCUUAUCACCUUGGUCAAGCAGACUGUCGACCUCUGUGAGCAGCUUGAAAAUGUCGAUCUGAAAUGCCCUCUGGAGGAGGGCCCAAUGGUUCUGACCAAGGAAGUUGACCUGCCUGGAUUCAUCCCUAAGGGCACAUUCUCUGUUCUGGCUGAUGUCUACAACCAUAAUGAUGACCAGGUCACCUGCCUAGAGGCGAACGGCAUCAAGUUUUAA
Messenger RNA from Penicillium angulare, 522 nucleotides. Its product is annotated as ML domain-containing protein. The transcript has 3 exons. The record is from RefSeq and is a predicted model, not a curated record. Bases 1 to 522 code for a protein of 173 amino acids. Gene Ontology annotation, molecular function: sterol binding. Gene Ontology annotation, biological process: intracellular sterol transport. Lineage: Eukaryota; Fungi; Ascomycota; Eurotiomycetes; Eurotiales; Aspergillaceae.